Molecule: messenger RNA, 236 nt
Organism: Euleptes europaea (tarantolino)
Lineage: Eukaryota; Metazoa; Chordata; Lepidosauria; Squamata; Sphaerodactylidae
Product: metallothionein
Exons: 2
Coding region: 18-209 (63 amino acids)
Molecular function (GO): metal ion binding
Source: RefSeq, a predicted model, not a curated record
UACUGCCUCUGAGCGUGAUGGAUCCUCAGGACUGCCCCUGCGCUGCUGGUGGUUCUUGCACCUGUGCUGGUUCCUGCAAAUGCAAAAAUUGUAAAUGUACUUCCUGCAAAAAAAGCUGCUGUUCCUGUUGCCCAUCUGGCUGCAGCAACUGUGCCAAGGGCUGCAUCUGCAAAGAGCCGCUGUCUAGUAAAUGCAGCUGUUGCAACUAAAAAUGCACUGUUCUGUUCUUUGUAAAU